Molecule: messenger RNA, 969 nt
Organism: Panthera uncia (snow leopard)
Lineage: Eukaryota; Metazoa; Chordata; Mammalia; Carnivora; Felidae
Product: taste receptor type 2 member 42-like
Exons: 1
Coding region: 1-969 (322 amino acids)
Biological process (GO): sensory perception of taste; detection of chemical stimulus involved in sensory perception of bitter taste; G protein-coupled receptor signaling pathway
Cellular component (GO): membrane
Molecular function (GO): G protein-coupled receptor activity
Source: RefSeq, a predicted model, not a curated record
AUGUUAGCCGGACUGGAUAAAAUCUUUCUUACGCUGUCAACAGCAGAAUUCAUAAUUGGAAUGUCGGGGAAUGUGUUCGUUGGACUGGUGAACUGCUCUGAAUGGAUCAAGAACCAAAAAAUCUCUUUUGUUGACUUCAUCCUCACCUGCUUGGCUCUCUCCCGAAUCACUCAGCUGCUGGUGUCAUUGUGGCAAUCAUUUGUAAUGACACUAUCUCCGCCUUUCUAUUCCACUUGGAAAUCAGCAAAACUUAUUACUUUGCUUUGGAGAAUAACUAAUCACUGGACUACCUGGUUUACCACCUGCCUGAGCAUUUUCUACCUCCUUAAAAUAGCUCACUUCUCCCACUCUUUCUUCCUCUGGCUGAAGUGGAGAACGAACAGAGUGGUUCUUGCCAUUCUUGUCCUUUCUUUGCCCUUUCUGCUGUUUGACUUCCUGGUGCUAGAAUCAUUGAAUGAUUUCUUCUUAAACGUCUAUGUGAUGGAUGAAAGUAAUCUGACAUUACAUAUAAAUGACAGUAAAAGCCUUUACAUUAAAACCCUGAUUCUUCUUAGUUUUUCCUAUACCAUUCCUAUUGUUCUGUCCCUGACCUCACUGGUCCUAUUGUUUCUGUCCUUGGUAAGACACAUCAGAAAUUUGCAGCUCAAGUUCAUGGGCUCCAGGGACCCCAGCACACAGGCCCAUAAGGGGGCCAUUAAAAUGGUUAUGUCUUUCCUCCUCCUCUUCACAGUUCAUUUUUUUUCCAUCCAAUUGACAAACUGGAUGCUUUUGAUAUUUUGGAACAACAAGUUCACAAAGUUUAUCAUGUUGGCCAUAUAUGUCUUUCCCUCGGGCCACUCAUUAAUUUUGAUUCUGGGAAACAGCAAACUGAGACAGACAGCCUUGAAGGUACUGCGGCAUCUUAAAAGCACCUUGAAAAGAGAAAAAACAGUUUCGUCUUUACAGAUAGACGUUCCAGGGUCUUUCUAA